AUGGAUAUAAAUUCGACCAACGCUGGCGACUACUACGCUGGAGGCAUUCCCAAGAUGCCUGCUGAAUGGGAGCAGUACAUUCUCAAUCAACAGGGAAAGUUCGGAGGAGGCACCCAAGCAGCACCCGUCAGACGAAGAAACACGGUUGUCGGCAUUCCCACCUUGGGCGAUUUCAUGCGCGAGUAUGAAGACCGUGCCAGAGAGCAGCGCCGUUGUGCCAGAAAGGAUAGUCACCAACCUGCCUACGACGACCAAGACGAUCUCUCCCACAACAACAUGCACUUUGGCAAUGAUUCCCUUCCGCCCUCCUACUCUUCGACCGCUUCGUCCAAUGGCACUAAGCGAUCGUCCACCCACGUACCUAUGCCUAAGAAGCAGCUCCCGUCGGGUUCUAGACACAAUCGCCGUAGCUCAUUCUCCAGACCUAAACUCCCUGAAGGCUUCAUGAGCACCCCGGAAAUACCCCGUCCCGACAGUCCUGAGACGUUCAAGAGGAAGAUCUAUGAGCACAAGGCCCAGUACUACGCCUCCCAGAAGCAGCGUACCCAUUCGCGUCCGCGCCACAAGUCGCUGCUCAGCUCCGUUCUCUAUGAGCAGGAUGACUACUCCGCCUUCGUUCCGCCGCCUCAGCACACUCCCCAGCAAGCCGAACAAACUCCCGUCACUGCUUUCGCACUUUGGCGCCAGGAGUGCGAUGAGCAAUUGAAAGACAAGUCUACCAUGACUCGUGUGCCUGCUCUCCCCAUCUCGACUUGCUCAGAGUGUGCAAGCGCCUCGAUUCUUGGUGGUCAGCCUGUCCCUAUCGCCUGUGGCCACAGCCUUGACAAAGUCCUUCGUACCGGUAUCGAAGAAAAGCCUGGCACAUACAAGUUCAGCAAGGCCUACUUCGCACUGCUGAAGGUCGAACGUCAGCGCUGGCACACCGAUCGCUUCGGCGCUUGCAACCCCAAAGUCAAGCCUCGCAUUGAAGCGAACGCUCAGCAGCUUUUCAUUGUUAUCAAUGACCUCUUUGAGAUUGAGAAGCUGCGCAUGGUCGAGGCUGCCGAGAUGCGUAAUGAGCAUCUCCCUGUCCAUCGGCCCUGUCACACUCCCGAUUACUUCAAGUUCAGGCCCGAUGAGCGCAACGCCUGGUAG
This is a messenger RNA of Aureobasidium pullulans EXF-150, 1134 nucleotides long. RefSeq lists its product as uncharacterized. The coding region runs from base 1 to 1134 and encodes 377 amino acids. Lineage: Eukaryota; Fungi; Ascomycota; Dothideomycetes; Dothideales; Saccotheciaceae. The record is from RefSeq and is a predicted model, not a curated record. The transcript has a single exon.